Molecule: messenger RNA, 1068 nt
Organism: Salvia hispanica
Lineage: Eukaryota; Viridiplantae; Streptophyta; Magnoliopsida; Lamiales; Lamiaceae
Product: protein CfxQ homolog
Molecular function (GO): ATP hydrolysis activity; ATP binding
Source: RefSeq, a predicted model, not a curated record
UUCACCUACGAGGAAUAUGGAAGACCUCGCCAUCAAUACGUCUCAUAAAACUAAUGGCGGUUACGGCCAACCGAAAGGGCCAAUGGAUGAAUUGGAAAUCGAACUAUCGAAGAUCAUAGGACUGGACGAGGUGAAGGCGCAUCUCCGGAAAUUGGGCAAGGGCAUGCUCUUGGACAAGAACCGCCGCGCCAUGGGAGUAAACCUCAGCCACAAAAACCUCCCACACAUGGCAUUUCUGGGAAACCCCGGCACGGGCAAGACCACAGUUGCAAGAAUCCUAUGUAAACUGCUCUCUUCUGUAGGGGUUCUGUUUCGCGCCAAUGUAUUCCAGGUUGAACCAACGGAUUUGGUCAGCAAAUAUUACGAUGAAACCAGGCAAAAGACUGUAAAAAAGAUUCAAGAUACAAGGGGUAAGAUCUUGUUCAUAGAUGACGCACACUGCCUAUCCCCUUCAGACACUUCAGGAAGCUACAUUACAUACGGGGAGGAAGCUUUGGAUGAGAUCAUGUCAGCGGUCGAGGAAGGCAGAGUCCUUGUGAUCUUCGCUGGCUGCACGAAGCCUAUGAAGGAUGCUUUCUCUUUGAACAAAGGGUUCUGCGAACGGGUGGAGCACUUCUUCCAGUUCGAUGACUAUAGCUGCAGGGAGCUUGCGGAGAUGCUGAUGUUGAAGGUGAGCAAGCCGGACGAGAGGAGCAGGCUGUUCGGGUUUAAGCUCGGUUCUUGCUGCAGUGUUGAUGCUGUUGCUUCGCUUAUAGAGAGGAAGACGAGCGAGAAAAUGAGGAGCAAGAUGAACGGGCGUUUGGUGGAUCAUAUGCUGAACAAUGGUAGGGAUCAUCUUGAUUCGAGGCUCGGUUCUGAGGCCAAGGGCGAUGAGCUUUUGACCAUCACGUUGGCGGAUUUGGAGGCCGGCCUUGAUCAGUUGGUGCGGCGGUUGAACGUCGGUUAGGGAGACGAGGCCGUGUUGGAAAAUCGAAUUGAAAUAAAUGUUGAAAAGGAACAACUUGAAUAACUCAAGAGACUACUACAUUGCACUUGCUUCAUUGAUUCAAGAAUGUUUAUUGCUAUCUA